Messenger RNA from Alligator sinensis (Chinese alligator), 1631 nucleotides. RefSeq names its product selenide, water dikinase 2-like. Gene Ontology annotation, cellular component: cytoplasm. Gene Ontology annotation, biological process: L-selenocysteine biosynthetic process. Lineage: Eukaryota; Metazoa; Chordata; Crocodylia; Alligatoridae. The record is from RefSeq and is a predicted model, not a curated record. The transcript has 8 exons. Gene Ontology annotation, molecular function: ATP binding; selenide, water dikinase activity. The coding region runs from base 34 to 1032 and encodes 332 amino acids.
CCCGGCUCCUCCCCCCCCGCCCUCGGCAUCGGGAUGGACUCGUGCGUCAUUCCCCUGCGGCACGGGGGCCUCUCUCUGGUGCAGACCACGGAUUUCUUCUACCCUCUCGUGGAGGAUCCUUACAUGAUGGGUCGCAUUGCUUGUGCCAACGUGUUGAGCGAUCUCUACGCCAUGGGCAUCACAGAGUGCGACAACAUGCUGAUGCUGCUCAGUGUCAGCCAGAAGAUGACUGAUGAGGAACGUGAGAAGAUCAUGCCACUGAUCAUCAAAGGUUUCCGGGAUGCUGCUGAGGAUGGCGGCACAUCGGUGACAGGUGGUCAGACUGUGAUGAACCCCUGGAUCAUUGUUGGGGGUGUUGCCACUGUGGUCUGCCAGCCCAAUGAGUUCAUCAUGCCAGACAAUGCAGUUCCUGGCGAUGUGCUGGUUCUCACGAAGCCCCUGGGCACACAGGUGGCUGUCACCGCUCACCAGUGGCUGGAUAAUCCUGAGCGGUGGAACAAGAUCAAGCUGGUGGUCUCCAAGGAGGACGUGGAGCUAGCCUACCAGGAAGCCAUGUUCAGCAUGGCCAUGCUGAACCNAGCAGCCAGCCUGAUGCACACUUUCAACGCUCACGCAGCCACGGACAUCACGGGCUUCGGGAUCCUGGGCCAUGCGCAGAACCUAGCCAGGCAGCAGCGCCACGAAGUUUCUUUUGUCAUCCACAAUCUGCCCAUCAUCGCCAAGAUGGCUGCAGUCAGCAAGGCCUGCGGGAACCGCUCCGGGCUGCUUCAGGGCACAUCUCCGGAGACCUCAGGGGGGCUUCUGAUCUGCCUACCCCGGGAGCAGGCCGCACGCUUCUGUGCUGAGAUCAAGUCCCCCAAGCAUGGUGAGGGCCACCAGGCCUGGAUCAUCGGGAUCGUGGAAAAGGGCAACCAGACUGCACGCAUCAUUGACAAGCCCCGCAUCAUCGAGGUGAUGCCUCGGGGGGCUGCAGCCACUGCCUCACCCACCGACAACACAGCUGGGGCCAGCCCUGAGGGUGCUGCCUCCUGAGAACGUCGAGCCCCCUUCCUCUGGGCCCUGUAGCUGCUGGGGUUAGCUGGGCACCUCAGCUUUGGGAACGGGAGCUGGCUGCUUUAUCUCCUACAGGGGCCUGCCAAGCUCAGCGCAGCUCAAGGAGGGUGGUAACUUGAUCCCUUUCCCCAGGCCAAGGCCACUGGCCCCAGGAUGCUGCCUCCCUCCCCACAUGCUGAUUCCAGGGCACGUGGCUGAUUAAUUCCAGCACGUGACAGGUUAAUUAUUGAGGGCAAAUGCAGGCAGAGCUGGUGUCACUGCUACUGCCUCUCAACUACAGGUGAUUGAUAUCUGUCUGGAAUUAUUUAUUGCAAUAUAUCUGCUUUCCUUGGGGGGCCCUCCCUGCCUCUGCCAGACUGAGCAGCUGGUAGGAAUGUUGGGAGGGCUUUGGUUUAAGCCACUGUGGCUGGGCCCAAGCCUCCCCCCUCUGCAUGAAGUUCCUCCCCUUAAACCCAUCCUGGGGCCAGGAGGAGCUGAAGACCCUGGAGGGGGAGGGGAGGGGCAGUUGCAUCCAGCCAGGUGGGUUAUUUCUGGAGUUGUAAAUUCUUGGUGAUUUGUUCAAUAAAUAUCAGUUUCUA